Dendrobium catenatum is the source of this 679-nucleotide messenger RNA. RefSeq names its product chloroplast sensor kinase, chloroplastic. The record is from RefSeq and is a predicted model, not a curated record. Lineage: Eukaryota; Viridiplantae; Streptophyta; Magnoliopsida; Asparagales; Orchidaceae.
ACCAUGCAAUGCAUCGGAUGUGUUGAGGGAUUUAGCAGGGGCUGCAGCAGCACUUGCUAGUAAGCAGCAACGCUCACUGGAACUCUGUGAACUGCCUCAUUCAUUGUUGGCUGCAGUUGAAGAAUCUUCUUUGCGACAGGCACUCAGCAAUCUUAUAGAAGGUGCUCUUCUGCGCACACGUGUUGGUGGCAAAGUUGAAAUAUAUGGACUUACAACACCAGCUGGUGGAGUUCUUAUUGUGAUUGAUGAUAAUGGACCUGAUAUGCAUUACAUGACGCAGAUGCAUACUCUAGCGCCAUUUGGUACUGAUCUGCUUUCGAGUGGAAGGGUGGAGGACAACAUGACAUGGAAUUUUGUUGCAGGUCUUGCAGUUGCUCGUGAAAUUCUUGAGAGUUAUGGCUGUGUGAUACGCGUUCUAAGUCCUCGAAAGCUGGAUGCCGCGCUUGGUACAGGUGGGACACGCAUUGAACUGUGGUUGCCUGAUAUAAACUUUGUUUGAGAUAAUCUCCCAAAGAGGGGGAGCACAUGCCAGAUAACUAGUUUUAUUUUCCAAGUUGUUUGACCUUCACACAUGUAAAUUUCACAGGUAAUGUUUUUCAUGGGGCAAUCCACCUUAUACCAUCUGUAUUUUGAUUUACCCAGCUGUGUUGUGAAUUUAUUAAGCUCGUUGGAUUGUCAA